UUAAAGUGGGCUUUUAUAACAUCUAGGCUGCAUAUAACUUUAAGAUAAGUGUGAUGUGUGCUGAUGACUGUGGAGCAUAAAACAGGCCCUUAUGAAUGAGAAGUAGACCCGGUCAGUUUGACGUGAGACGUUACAAGGGCUGACACUGUGAGAUAUUCGAUCAAUUAUCCAUUACCAGCUAGGACACUGCAUUUGAGUCUUUAACAGCUGUAUUUAACAGCAGAGCGAGUAGAGAGAUAUUAACAUCACGCGGAUCUAUUUAACUUGGAUGCUCCUGUCGCGCAAAGAUACUGCGGCAAAUUGGCGUUAUACUCGGUGAGUCGUAGUGCAUGCGCGUAUCGCUCCGCCGGCAGAGGAAAUGCUCCUAGACCAAUCACAUCUGUGUUUACACCAUCACCUGUCAAACACACACCCUCGGCUACACUUUCUCUCUGUAAGGAGCUGAAAAACACACUCACACUGAAGCGCCUACGGUAGCCGCUAACUGGACGGACUCUCUGGCAAUUGACCUUUUGCAGUGGAAUAGCGGAAUAAGUCUUGAACCAUGAGCUCAGUGGCUGUGUUGACCCCGGAGAGCUUUGCAGAGCAUCGCAGUGGCCUCAAGGACCAGGAGAUUACAGGCUGCGUCCCAGAGGACGAGGCCUACAUCCCCACCUACCUGGAGGCCUUCCCUCCGCUGCCGGAGAAGGGGGCACCAGGGGAGAAGGCCGGGGAGCCGGCUCCAGCGUGGGGGAGCAAGAUCAGGCCCAUCAAAGCUUCUGUCAUCACCCAGGUGUUCCACGUGCCCCUGGAGGAGCGUCGCUACAAGGACAACAGCCAGUUCGGGGAGGGCGAGGAGGCCAAGGUGUGCUUGGACAUCAUGCAGCGGACGGGAGCCCACAUCGAGCUGUCCCUGGCGAAAGACCAGGGCCUGUCCAUCAUGGUCACUGGCAAACUGGACUCUGUCAUGAAAGCUCGCAAGGAAAUCGUAGCUCGCCUGCAGACGCAGGCCUCCGCUACGGUCGCCAUCCCCAAGGAGCACCAUCGCUUCGUCAUCGGUAAGAACGGUGAGAAGCUGCAGGAGCUGGAGCUGAAGACGGCUACAAAGAUCGCAAUUCCACGUCCCGACGACCCCAGCGCCAACAUCCGCAUCACCGGCACCAAGGAGGGCAUCGAGAAGGCUCGCCAUGAGAUCCUGCUGAUCUCUGCUGAACAGGACAAGCGUGCGGUGGAGCGUCUGUCUCUGGAGAAGGCCUUCCACCCUUUCAUCGCCGGCGCCCACAACCGGCUGGUGCAGGAGCUGAGCCAGGAGACGGGCGCCCGCAUCAGCAUCCCUCCACCCAGCCUGCCCAAGGACGAGAUCGUCAUCACCGGGGAGAAAGAGGCCGUAGCCCUGGCGCUCAACCGCAUCAGAGCCAUCUACGACGACAAGAAGAGGAAGACCACCACCAUCUCUGUGGAGGUGAAGAAGUCGCAGCACAAGUACAUCAUAGGCCCGAAAGGCAACACCUUGCAGGAGAUCCUGGAGACCACGGGGGUGUCUGUGGAGAUGCCUCCUCUGGACUCGGGUUCAGAGACCAUCAUCCUCAGGGGGGAGCCCGACAAGCUGGGACCGGCGCUCACGCAGGUCUACGCAAAGGCCAAGAGCGUGAUGGUGGUGGAGGUGACCGCUCCGGCCUGGCUGCAUCGCUUCAUCAUCGGCAAGAAAGGACAGAACAUCGGGCGGAUCACGCAGCAGCUGCCACGGGUUCACAUAGAGUUUACGGACGGCGAGGAACGCAUCAGUCUGGAGGGGCCGACAGAGGAGGUGGAGCAGGCUCAGGCCCAGAUACAAGAGAUCAUCAAGGACCUGCUGGUGAGGAUGGACUACACUGAAGUCAUCAUAGACCAGCGUUUCCACAGACACCUCAUCGGAAAGAACGGAGCCAACAUCAAUCGGAUCAAGGAGCAGUACAAAGUGUCAGUAAGAAUCCCCCAGGACUCGGAGCGAAGCGGCCUCGUCCGGAUCGAGGGGGACCCCAAGGGAGUCCAGCUGGCUCGCAGAGAACUCAUCGAGAUGGUCCAGAGAAUGGAAAACGAGCGCACCAAAGACCUGAUCGUGGAGCAGAAGUUCCAUCGGACAAUCAUUGGCCAGAAGGGAGAAAAGAUCAAAGAAGUUCGAGACAAGUUCCCCGAGGUUAUUAUCAAUUUUCCCGACCCGGCGCAGAAGAGCGACAUAGUCCAGCUGAGAGGGCCGAAGAACGAGGUGGAGAAAUGUGCCAAGUUCCUCCAGAAAAUCAUUGCUGACCUGAUUGAGAACAGCUUCUCGCUCUCCGUUCCCAUCUUCAAGCAGUUUCACAAAAACAUCAUCGGUAAGGGCGGCGCCAACAUCAAAAAGAUCCGUGAAGAGACCAACACUAAGAUCGACCUGCCGACAGAGAACAGUAACUCCGAGAUGAUCGUCAUCACAGGCAAGAAGAGCAACUGUGAGGCAGCCAGAGAUCGAAUCCUCGCCAUCCAGAGAGAACUGGCCAACAUUAAGGAGACGGAGGUCACCAUCCCAGCCAAGCUGCACAACUCUCUGAUCGGCUCUAAGGGCUGCCUCGUGCGCUCCGUUAUGGAAGACUGUGGCGGCGUCCACAUCCAUUUCCCCUCUGAGGGCUCCGGCUCGGACAAGGUCACCAUCAGAGGACCCGCCGGUGAGGUUGAGAAGGCCAAGAAACAGCUGCUGCAGCUGGCUGAAGAAAAGCAAGUCAACAACUUCACAGCUGAGCUGCAGGCCAAGCCAGAGUACCAUAAAUUCCUGAUCGGUCGUGGCGGGGCCAAUAUUCGCCGUGUACGGGACAAAACGGGAGCCCGUAUCAUCUUCCCGUCACCGGAUGACACAGAGCAGGAGCUGAUCACCAUCGUAGGGAAAGAAGAAGCUGUCCGUCAGGCCCAGAAGGAGCUGGAAAGCCUGGUCAAAAAUUUGGACGACGUGGUGGAGGACAGCAUGGUAGUGGACGUCCGCCACCACCGCCACUUCGUGUGCCGGAGAGGCCAGGUGCUCCGCGAGCUGGCCGAGGAGUAUGGCGGCGUGGCCGUGAGCUUCCCUCGUACGGGAGCCAACAGCCAGCGGGUGACUCUGAAGGGAGCCAAGGACUGUGUGGAGGCUGCAAAGAAACGCAUCCAGGAGAUCAUCGAGGACCUGGAGUCCCAGGUGAGCGUGGAGGUGGCGAUCCCUCAGCGACACCACCGUGCCAUCAUGGGGCCUAAAGGUUGCCGCAUCCAGUACAUCACCAGGGAGCACGAGGUCCAAAUCAAGUUCCCAGAGAGAGACGACAGCGCCGCAGGCCAGGAGGCUUCACCACAGGAGAACGGAGAAGUCAGUCCAGAGGCGGAGUUUGUCCCCCGCAAAUGUGACACCAUCACCAUCUCUGGGCGAGCAGAGAAGUGUGAACUGGCUAAAGCCGCCCUGCUGGCGUUGGUGCCCAUAACGGAGGACGUGGAGGUGUCUUAUGAGCUGCAUCGCUACAUCAUUGGUCAGAAGGGAAGUGGAAUCAGGAAGAUGAUGGAGGAGUACGAGGUGAACAUCUGGGUGCCACAGCCAGAGAAACAGCUGGAUGUGAUCAAGGUGACGGGCCUGGCAGCCAACGUGGAGCGAGCCAAGCAGGGUCUGCUGGAGAGGGUCAAAGAACUGCAGGCCGAGCAGGAGGACAGGGCUCUGCGUAGCUUCAAGGUAACCAUGUCCGUCGAUCCGAAGUUUCAUCCCAAGAUCAUCGGCCGCAAGGGAGCCGUCAUCUCUCAGAUCAGAAAAGACCACGACGUCAGCAUCCAGUUCCCCGACAAAGGAGACGAGCAGCAGGAUCUGAUCGUGAUCUCGGGGUACGAGCGUAACGUGGAGGAGGCGCGUCAGGCCAUCCAGCAGCUGGUGGCCGAGCUGCAGGAGAUGGUGAGCCAGGACGUUCACCUGGACCCGAGGACCCACGCUCGCAUCAUCGGUGCCCGCGGCAAAGCCAUCCGCAAGCUGAUGGAGGAGUUCAAGGUGGAUAUCCGGUUCCCUCAGCCAGGCUCUGAUGAGCCCGACAAAGUGACGGUGAUGGGCCUCCCUGAGACGGUUGACAACGCCAUCGACCACCUGCUCAACCUGGAGGAAGAAUAUAUGCUCAGCGUGACAGAGACCGAGACCUUGGCGGCGUACAUGAAGCCUCCGUCACGUUACGGUGGAGGGGGAGGAGGAGCGGGAGGACUGGAUGACGGCAGCGGGGGUCCGGCUAAAGGCUUCGUGGUACGGGACGCCCCCUGGAACGCAGCAGGGAACAAGGCUCCUGACAUGAGCAGCGCGGAGGAUUUCCCCACGUUCGGGACAGGCGUUGCCCCGAAACAAGCAUCCGCCUGGGGCCCUAAGAAGUUCUGAAGCGGCUCACCAGGAGGAAAGGAGAAAAAAAAAAAAAAAAAAAACUUCUGUAAAGUAGAUGAUGAGAGACAAAACAAAUCUCUAAUCAAAUUGCUGCUCACCUUCCCUCCUCCUUUUUUCUCCUCCUUUAGUGACCUCCCUUUGUCUCUCUUUUUCUGUAAAAACCCUUCCUAUCGUCCUCCCACAACCAGCCACAAUGAAUUCUGGGAGAACUAUCUCUUCUUUUCCCUCCUCGUCUGUCUCCUCCUUUCCCACCUGAGAGGAAAAAAACAAAAACAAAAAAAAAAGAACAUCUUGAGUGCUCUCUUCGUAGUAUCGCUGUCCCGCUCUGACUCUCGGUUACACCGCCCCCGCCGGUCUCGCUGAAACAUUUCAAAAACGGUACCCACCUUUUUUUUUUUUUUGCCUCCUCUGACUGCCAAACUCCCCCCCACACACAAAAUCAAACUACCACCUCACUGCAGUAUAUUAGAAAUGUUUCAACUCUUCUGCUGAGUCAGGGAAGUGGAGUCAAAGAGCACCAGUGGAAAUAUCUUCGGACAACUGAAGCGAGACGCUUUCGGGGAGGCGGGGGUUGUGUAUCCAAGCGAAAUCUUGGAUUUUUAAGCUUAUAAAGAAUUAGGGGGGAGUCUGUGUUUUACUGUAAGAAGAGUUUGUAAACAUCUUUUAAGGUUCUUUUCCUGUGGUUUUUACAAGGAGGAUUCUUGUUGGCUCACCUUUCACUCUAAUGUCACUAAUGCGGUGCAGCAGGUGAGGUAAUGGGCUGCGCAUGUGUGUACGAGUGUGUGUGCGAGUGUGUGUGUGUGUGCGCGAGUGUGUGUGUGGAUUCAGGAGAAGUUUUGUAAAUCCCGAUUUUAUUUAUUUGGAAGCUGGGAGCAAAACAGCUGCUGUAGUUGACUUUUUAGAGGUUUUUUUUUUGUUUGUUUGUUUUGUUUUUAAAAUGAUGAAUUUAAAAGAUGUGGAAGUCCUGCACUGAUUGUUUGUUUAUGAAGGUCGUUUUGUCACAACUGUUUAUUUAUUCAAAGAACGGAGCCAUUUUAUUUGAACUACUGUGAUCAUGCGUUUUUAUAAAAGCACUCACUGUAGCUUGAUGCUUACAACCUUAUGUUUGGGAGUGAAUGUCGUACGUCAGGGUUCGGGAACAUGUUACCAAUAGUUAUGUGUAAGUGUACAAAGAAUUUUUCGCUAUUUUUUUAAAUUGUGUGGGAUUUUUUUUUUUUUUUUUUUUUGGUGUUGUUGGUUUCUGGCAUAUUUGGAAGACUGUAUGUAUGUAUGCGUGUGUGUGCGGGUGGAAGUUAAGAUGUAUAUUUGAAUGAAGCUGAACCAAACUUUUA
Molecule: messenger RNA, 5688 nt
Organism: Thunnus maccoyii (southern bluefin tuna)
Lineage: Eukaryota; Metazoa; Chordata; Actinopteri; Scombriformes; Scombridae
Gene: hdlbpb
Product: high density lipoprotein binding protein b
Exons: 28
Coding region: 545-4354 (1269 amino acids)
Cellular component (GO): nucleus; cytoplasm
Molecular function (GO): mRNA binding
Source: RefSeq, a predicted model, not a curated record